This is a messenger RNA of Porites lobata, 10836 nucleotides long. The record is from the annotation of a GenBank genome assembly. NCBI's taxonomy places the organism in Eukaryota, Metazoa, Cnidaria, Anthozoa, Scleractinia, Poritidae.
UAUGGCGAUUUUUGUCAUGUUACGCGAGUCUUAAGUAUCAACGACCUCAAAUUAGUGUUUAUUAUGGCGGAAAAUGAAGAAGGUAAGUGUCUGAUUUACCCAUAAACGUUUCUCUAUACUUUGAGCUCAAUUAUUUGUGCAUUUGUUGUAGCAAUCAAAAGAAAAAGUGACGAGGAAGCUGAGACAACCGAACCUGCACCUAAACGAGUAAGCAUGUCUACUGUCUCGUGUUUCUUGUCAUUUGUUUUCAUGGGAACUGGUUCAAAUUUGAGCCCUUGAAAACUUUGCUAAUGUUAUUCAUUUCUUCCCAGGUACGACUGGAAUCGGAGGAUCUUAAGAGCUUGUCCAAGGAAGAAGUAUUAGAAAGGUGAAUGUUUUUUGCGUGACAGCUGAAUUUGCAGCGACAAGAAUCUUGUCAAUAUUUUUCUACUGUCGUUUGAAAAAAGCUUUUAUUUAGUGUUGUUAGAUCCUACAUGACAGUUACCUCUGAUUUAACGAUUUUCCAUGAUCGGAAGUGCACGAGGUUUUCAGGAGUGUAUUUGAAGAGCUGUCAUUCAUUGGGAUUGAUCACUUUAUAUCAACACCUUUGUCAAAUUGCAAAGGAAGCUCGCGUUUUAACGUUGUUGUUGUGUAAAGUCAUUACUUGUUUAAGUAUCAUUAUUUACACAAAGGUGUCUUGUCCAUAGCAGAGCCCCUUAAAGGACAUGGUAACUAAACAAGAAGUUGCUAACAGCAGUCUUACCGAAACUACAGAUCACUAAUGAUGUAACUUUGGUAAAACUCGUAACCAUUUUCAUCCCCUUCCAACUCCUUUCUGGAUUUUGGCUGAGUAACCCCAGCAACACUGUCGGUUAUUAAAACUUGAACCAUUCCUUUUGUGGUGUCAAAAGUUAACUUUUUAUACCACCACAGAGAGAAUUUCACUCAGGACCCCAUCACUCCCACCCCCUUAGAUUUUCCAAUGCCCUAAACAUUGUGAAAAAUAGAGUUUCAAAGUUCAUCUUCCAACCCCUCAAUAAUUUUGACAAUUUUGACAACACCCCCUCCAACCUCUCUGGAAAAGUCCAUUGUCUCUGUGAGAAUGGUUAUCAAAGUACAUAAAGAACGAAACCAUUUGGGUUGAAGCAACGGUUUCCAUUUAUUUAGUGAUCUCAUAACAGUAAAACAGACUAUAAUUAUGUACGAAGUAACCUAAACUGCAAAUUAUUGAAAUGAAACAGGUUAAGUUGUUUCUGUCAAUUUACAUUAAUGUGCAUGCAAUCUUAGGAUUUGUUUUUCAUCCUCAUGUGUGUAAUAUUGAUGGAAUUAGUGCCAUUUCAGUGUGCGUGAAUGAAACCAUAAACAAGUCUAAUUUUCAAUCACAAUAUUUAGGCUAAACAAAAAGGAGAAUAAAAACUCUACAUGUAGAUUCUGAAAUGAUUUCAUGGUAUACCUCCCUCUUCGUAAAGCGAAACUUUCACUGUUUUUCAUUUGACUGAGGUAAUGCCAUGCAAUUUGAUAACAGUAUCUUUACUGGUACUGGUAACGAGUAGUAGCGGUCAAAUCUACAAGCAUACGAUAAACUGAGUUGUAGUUGGCCAUGGUCUAGUUCCAUUGAAAUAUAUCUUAGCAUUUCCUACUUUUGAUCUCAGUGAAAUAUUUUAUUACAAAAAUUGGUCAAAGUAUUUGUUAUUGUACCACAAAGAUUAAAAAACAUGACAAUUAUUUUGACCUUUGAUUUGAUUUGAUUUUUACAAGAAAACUAUGUUUGGUACUUCUUUAACAAAUUUAGUUCAUUUGCACUCUUUUUCCUAAGUAAUAACGUCAGUGAUAGUAAAUGUACUCACAGUGUAGUCAUCCCUUUAUUCUGUCUCCUUACAUGUAUGUAUAGGAAUGUAUAAUUAUAUGCACAAUGUAACCUUGUUUAUAAGAAUUUAGGUGCGAGAUCAUUUUCAGUUAACUGGGAUAUCCAUACAACAAUAAAUCUGCCCUAUGAUAAGGGAUUUAAGACAAAGCAUCUGAAAUUGCAGGGCCUUGAUUUCAAUUUACAUGUAUAAGAAAAGCAUACAUGUAUCUGGUUAAAUAAAGUUCUGUCUUGGUGGCUAAAGUUCUUUCCCUUUAAAGUUGUUCAAAUUGCACUGAAGUGCUCUGAAAAUAAAAACAUUCCCAGGCUGCCAGAAAGCUACCUCCAGGACUCCCCUAAUGGAAGGGCACAAUUCUCUCUCUCUCUUACAUAUCCCAUCAGGCAGCUGUGCCUCUCUGCACCUUUCAAUCUAAACUUUGUACUAUUCUGCCAUCUUAAAUUUUCUGUCCUUCUACUUUAAAACUAAUUUUUUGGAGAACCCCUCAAAUAGUACUUGUAAAUACCUGUUUAUACUUUGUCUUGCAGUUUUCAGUUGUAUUGUACAUGUAUUAAAUCCUUGCUUUUGUUUAAAGGAUAAAGGAGUUGAAUGAGUACAUUGAUCACUUGGAGAAAAAACAAAAUGGAGAGCAAACGAAUAGUAAGUUGUAGUUUCGAAGCUGCGUACAUGCACAUACAUGUACACAGACUGUAUGCUUUUAGCUAAAAUAUUCUCACCUUAAUCUUGGUUGCUCUGUCAACAUGUAAUCGGCAACAAAAUUGUUGAGACAUUGUACUCAACUAGGGUUACUUCAGAGAACAAAACAGUCCACACCCCCUACCCCUUUCUCUCCAUUUAGAGUUGGGGUAUUUGUUAUUUUCUAGAAGUAGCUUGACCAGCUGCACAAAAAUUGCAUGGAGGGGAUAUGGGAGGGAAAGCUUUAUUUUCUCCUUUUGAAGUCGGUAGAAUGACAAAGGCUGUUUAGGUCAAACUGUCUCAACUAAUUUUGUUGUCAAUUGUGUGUGUACUGCAUUACAAAAUGACAUGGCAUUGGUCACAUUUGUUACCUGACCCAUCCUGUGUCUCACUUCUAUUCUCACUAGUGCAUUAUGAAAUAUAAUUUACUAUUACCAUCCACACUUUUUGGAAGAAAUGGUCAGCUUUAAGGAACCCAUAAAGUAGUGUACGCAAAAAUUGGCUACAUGUAGUUUUACCUUUGGUUAGGCUAGUAGUUUGAAUUCUCUAAACAAAUGGUUUGAAUUCUCUAAAUAAAUGUUUUUGUGAGAAAUGAACAGCACACUUGUUCUGAGUAACCAAAGUGUUUUGCGACUCACAGAAGAGCUGGUAGGACUCAUGGAGACAGGAGAGAAGUUGAAACAGCAACAGCAGGAAUCUACAAGACGUGAGAAUGUUUUGGUGAUGAGGCUUGCAACCAAGGAACAGGAAAUGCAAGACUUAUUGGUGAGGAGAACAGAAAACAAGUCUUCAUUCUUAAUAAACUGCACAGCCAUAACUGCAGUGAUGUGCUGUACUGAUCAAUACAAUGAACAGAGACACUGCUUGAGCACAAUGCCAUCAAAUGUCUGUCUCAGAUCAAUUGGUGUGUGGGAGGGAAGCUAUCGUCUGCAGUGAUAACAGGCAAAAUAUUGAUACCUAGCUACAGUACCAGAGAGCAGUAUAGAACUGUCCUGGAACUUUCACAGAGACUUAAAUUCUUAUGAUGAUUGGCAAUUGCUGUUGGAACUGAAAUAUUGACUCUUAGAAAAUAGUUGCACAUUUCAAGGUAAAAAAAGUACUUAGUUACAGUGUCAUACACUUUACAUGUUGCUGAUUUGUGUGUCUGAGGAAGACUUGCUGGUGCAUGUAACUAUUCCUUUUCUCUGUUCUUACGGUUAUUCUGGUAUUUGAUAGCUUGUGCCGCAAAUGGAAUGUAACUUCUGGUUAAGUCCAUUUUUGAAACAGCGCCAAAACCCUUUUUUUGGCUCCUCACUUGUGUUCCAGGAUUUGAGUAUGCACCAUCAGGGUUGUCACUAAGAUUUCAAGUUCCCGGGUAAAUACAACAAGUAGGCGGGGAAUCAAACGGCUAGGGAUUUCUUUUGGUUCUAUUUUUCUUCUAUUUUCCAAUAAAAGUAGCCGGGGGCCACUCUCUUAGUAGCCGGGGAAAAUCCUCGGCCCCCGGCUCUUAAUGACAACCCAUGAUUGGCCUGUUAAAAAAGCCAAGGUCAAUUUGCCUGUCAGGUUGAAGGGGAAUUUGAAAUGUAUUUCUGGUAAUUUGUUGAGUCCAGUGAGGGCCCAGAACAAAGCUUUUGGUGCUGCUUCCCAGAUGCUACUAUCCAGGGUUAGAUUACAGUACGUUUGCAGCGCAGGCAAGGUAUUUGGGAGCAAGUGCAGUUUGAAAACUCUCCUUUAUGUAUGGGUACCCCUUUUAUACAACCACUAUGUCCUGGUGGUAGCAGCCCAGUUGUGUUUUCCCAAAAAAUCAGCCAUUUCUUUAUCUGCAAACUACAAAAGCUGAAAACUUGACACCCCCUUUUGGUCAGGUUGAGAUACUUACAGUACAUUGUACAUGUAUUAUCAUGGCCUGGUCGUAAAAGUGGGUUUUCACUGCACAUUUUAAUAAAUUGUCAGAUGUUAAGAAGAUAUUUAUAUAUAUUGUUGUCUCCCAUUUCAACCGUGGAUGCAUGUAUAUUUGUGGUCACUGGCAGAAAGUUUUAGUAGAUGUAUGUAGAUGCAGCUUUCCUGUAAAGUUUGAAGGCUUUGUAGUAGAGGGGAGAAGUUGUCAUGUUGUGUUACCAUGGUAGCAAAAUGUCUGGAUCUUAACAAACUAUGGUCCUGCAAGUCUGGCAGAGAAAAAAAGAAAAAAAAUUGACAUGUAUGACUUUCCUGUGUAUGAUUGCACUCAGGAGCAAAACAGUAGCCCAUGCUUCACUUCCAUCGUUUGACAAUGCAAAUGGCUGUUGCUGUGAAGAAAGGUUGUUGAGAUCAAGAAAUUUUGCUACCAUGGUAACAUGACAUCACACUCUCCUCUCUUAUCAAGGCUGUGCUCUAAGAAAAAUUGAGGGGAGCCCAGUGCUUCCACCACACCCAGCAUAAUUCGAGAGGUCUUUGGGUCAUUUUCGGAAGUCUUUGAUUUUGCAGUGUAGUGCAGUGCUCCCAAGCAGUAAUUUAUUGUUUUGUUUGAACAGAAAUAAAGAAUUUUGUAAUUGUUUUCUAUAAUACUAUACAUGUGACAUCAAAAUGUGCAUGUCACGGUUUUGUUACAUGAUCAAAAUUGUUAUAAUCGAUAAAAAUCAUUGGCAAUAAAUCAGUUGUUACUGGAAAUCAAUCAAAGUCAGAAAUCAGGAUUGUGACUAUCGAUUUUCCUUGAUUACUAUCAGUUUCAAUUUAUGGUUGUGGUUUUCAAGAUUUAUGUUAAUUGACACUCCAUCUGUACAUCCCUUCCCUUACAUGUAGUACUACCAUUCAAGCUUAAAUUGAUGCCUGAACAAUUUUUUCUGUUGAAAGUAAAUCUUCAGAAAAUGUAGGUACUGUUUCUUCUGAAAGAUGCAGUGUACUUCGUGGGACUCACUAAAACUUGAUUCUUGACUCUGUAAGUUGUCUAAAUUAUUAUAACAUUUGCAGAUUGUUUCAAUCAGCCCCCUCUUCAGCUCUUCUGUUUAAUUCCCAUGUUCACAGACCAGGCUAUUUUACAUUUCUUCUCCGAUUGUGACUAAUUAGCUCAGAAAUUGUUAUAUUUUGCAUACCGAUUGAAACUGAUAAAAAUCUGUAGAAAAUCGAUAGACUGAGAAGAAGAAAAGGUACACUGCUGCAAUUACAGUGUAGGAAAAACUUUGCGUCUCAAAGGUAGACUGCUUUUCGAUAUUAAUUUUGUCUCCCAACAAGGCUUAGAGUUUUUUUUAACUUUUAACAAGGCUUUGAGUUUCGUUUUUGGUUCAAUUCAAUCCUUACACAGCUUGCUUUGGGAUGUAUUAUUUCCGAAAAUGACCCAAAUGUGGUUUAGUAAUCAAGCUAAAAGACUCUAAUGUUUUCAUUGUCGCUCGCUGUCUUUAAAGGGGUCAUGUCACGAAUAUUUUGUAGGUCAAUUCUGUGUGUAAGUCAUAACUUAUUGCUUUUACUCAUACACAAAAUGCUCCUGUACAGUUAAGAACAAGAUAUCGAACAAAUUUCAGCAAGCACUAACUACAAUAACUUUUGGGUGAUUUUUGCUUCAAACCAUGUCCAUUUUUCCAUUCGUAGCGGCAGACGACAGGAACUAAACAGUUUCAGUGCCUAUUGUCUUCAAUAACAAAACUGGACCAUUAUUUUUAAAUUCAAUUGAUGUGAUUAAUUUUUUAGCUUUGGAAAAGAUAGCAAAGACCGUGACAUAACCACUUUAAACAGGUGAACCGUCAUUUAUCAGAGUCAAACGUGUCAUAAAUUUUGUUUGUCAACAUCGCUCAAGUUCUUGUAAGUUACAGCGUGCUGUCUACCAACAGGAAGGCAACAACGCCAACAUUUUGUUCUUUAUUGUCGACAGACCCAAAUUCAUGAUUUGAAACAAGCUCAAAACCCAUCUUCAAUACAACUACGGUCAACAUUGCUGGAUCCUGCGGUGAAUUUGUUGUUUCAACGAAUGAAAACAGACUUGGACUCUGAAAAGGAGAAAUUGGAACAAGCUCAGAAUGAUCUCAGUGCUUGGAAGUUUACACCCGACAGGUGAUGCUGCUGAUUUUUUAGUGCAACCUUGAAUGACUUACUGACAACAGUACUGACCUCUUACGUUCUGUUCACACGAAGUCUUUUCUGUGCCAAGUGGAUCAGAUAUGAUACCGAAAUGGACCGCUUCUGUUCACACGGGACCGGUCUUUUUAUGAGCAGUUUGUUUACACGGAACCUUUCUGCUGUUGUCCGCUUUUGGAGGCUCAGGUGGAAACAAGAACCGGUCCUCGACGACAUCGGAUUGUUUGCACGUACAAAAAGGCAGCGUACUAAAUAGGAGUCCUGCGUACUUGUUUACACGUUAUUGUUGUUGUCGUUUUUCUCCUUUUGAGAUCAGCACCCCAAAAAUGUUGUAGACCUGUACCGAAGAGUGGACAAGCGUUUACACAUUAAUUAAAAAAAGGAAACAAAAAUGCGGUACGGGACCGAUUGUAUUCGGAUGAAAAGUCCCGUUUACGCGAGCGAAACGGAACGUUACGGCUCGAACGAAACCGAUACGUUUGAAUCUACAUUGUAGUCUCCCACGCAGCCGUUUUCGUCUCGUCACGCAACGCUCCUCCUCAAGAAAUGGCUGCUUACAUUCGAACUGUUGGGGAGGAGCGUUGCGUGACGAGACAAAAACAGCUGCGAAGUAGACAAGUUUGAAUGCUACCCGUUUCGUUCCUAAAAAAGUCCAUAGCCGGGCACAUUUUGUCCUCUAAGAUCGGUUCCGUACGUGCAGUUUUCUUUUCUUUUCUUUCCAACGUGUAAACGCUCGCCCUUUUUAAGGUACCGAUCUUUAGGUACGUGGGAUCUGGAAAAAUAACAACAACAACAACGUGUAAACGGUCUUGCACCUGUUCCCCAGGGACGUUACGUACCUUGGCUGUGUUUUCUCGGGUGUAAUCACUGGCAAAACCUGCAGGUGUAAAACCAACCAGUAAUCAUUGAGAACCGGCACUUGUUUCUACCGGAGCCGUUCCGUCUCUUAUGAACAUUUUUUAUUUGCACCAGUUAAGAUCAAAUUGGACGGUGCGUUAUUGCCAGUUGUGAAUGAGGAAUUACGGUCAUUUCACCCACUUUUUGUUUUACUGGUACUCAGUUCGCGGUGAAAACGUUUUAAAAAGAGGUAUAAACAAACUUUUAUCUGUCCUGGCGACGUCUUUAACUACAGAAGCAGUAGUAAGUUAUGGAGGGGUUGACUAGUUAAGUGAAGUAACAUUUAACAUUCGGGUGUGCUUACCGCUCUUCCUGUACAUAAAAGAGACUUUUAGGUUCUGAGACAAGAGAACGACUGCGAGUAGGAGAUUUUUUCAAUAGAGAGAUUAAGCAUCGCGUUUACGGCAAACAGCAAACGUGAGAUUCAAGUUGAGAAAUUUUCAAAAUGAGAAAUGAGCAGAUAAAAACAGCUUAAACAAUUCUUAUGGAUAGAAUUGGUGCGAAUCUACCGAUUUUCAUGUAGUUAUAGUUACAGUAAACGACAGGUGAAUGGAAAUCUUGGUCUUGUGGUACAAAUAUUAACAUUUGCCGUUUGCCGUAAACGUGAUGCUAACCUUUCUAUUACUAAGUAGUUGGCGCGCGUGAACCAGCGUCAUUUUGGCGGGAAACGUGGUAGCCGUCGUCAUUCUACUACGGGGUUAAGCAAAAAUGUCGUAGUGGCGAAAACAAGUUAUCACAAAUGUUAGAAGUUUGUUAUUUUGCUUUCGGGAGAGGGCUUAACCUUCUUCAAUAAAAACUAAUAAUCGUGCUAACUUUUCCGCUGAAAAAAAGUACAUUGAAAAAUUUUCUGGGGAGUCGUGUUUACAAGAAUACACGAAAAAACUUGAAGUUAAAUCUCGUCCUCGUUCGUAGUCGUCCUCGUCCUUGAAUCUAGGCUCGAGGGAGGAGCACGGGCUCAUUUCCCGAACAGCGGUUGGUAAUGGAGCCUUAACCUGAAGCCUCUAUUUAACCUUUUCGCUCCUACAGUGAGUGAUGGAGUAUUGAAGGAGGUUUUAACUUAUGAGCAUAUAAAUUAAAUACUCCAGUCUGACCAUUCAAAGGAAACAUCAUUUGCACUACUUUCCGCGUGGUUUCUACUUGUUUUGUACGUAUUUCUAACUGACUUUGAAUUUGUGGAAGAAACCCUACGGUGUGACCAUUCAAAUGAAACCACUUUUGCUGUCCUUUUACAUGGUGCUGUUUGUUUUUCCGCAUUUCUAAAACGUGAAAUUUUGACGUUUGUCAAUUUUUGAGUUUGGCCUGUCCUGGGAGUGAAAGUGUUGAGCAACAAAAUUAACUGGUUUUGUGUGAAUUGUGUUUUACAGUGUAACUGGUAAGAAACUGAUGGCGAAAUGCCGCAUGUUAAUCCAGGAAAAUCAGGAGCUCGGUCGUCAGUUGUCGCAAGGACGAGUCGCUCAACUGGAAGCUGAACUUGCUCUUCAGAAAAAAUACAGCGAUGAACUGAAAGGCAGUCAAGAUGGUAAGGCUGACAAUACUGCGAAGCUAGCUACUGUGCUAAAUUGAGUUAACAAGAAUGAGAGUGAAUUGUUUUCUGACUGGUACACUUCUAGGGUCUGGGUCUGUUUGUUUUAGGGAGUAACAAGCUCUUACUUAAAUCACGGCUUUGUGACGUGCAUUGUGAACAAAUCACAAUUACAUGGAAACUGAUGUUAGUUUAACUUCAGGGGAGAAAGUUUCAAGUUUACCUGGUUCCGUUCAACUAUGCAUUCGUUUGACUUCUUUGUAUUGCUAUGUUAAAGUCAACUUGUUCUGUGGCCGGUGGGCAAGUGCUGAAUGACCACGCUACUUUAUUUAUGUCUGUCUUGGGUGACUUGCAAUCGCCGACAAAAUUGUUGAGACUAUCCUCAAAUGGGGUACUUCGGAGAGCAAGACAUCUGCACCUCUCCACUCCCCCCUCCAUUUCAAGUUGUCAGUGGUGUUUGUUGUUUCUUACUGGUAGCUGGUAAAGAGGCCUAACAGUGCUUGGAGGGGGUGGGGUAAGGAAAGAUUCAUUUCUCACUUUCCCUUCCCCUUCGAACGCCUGCCACGCUGGCUACUUUUUAAGUGCAAAACGUCACAAAGCGUCUUUAUGGCAAAGUUUCUUAACUAUUCUUUCCCCGAUUGUAGCCUGCAAGCAAGCUCUACGACUGGAAAUCGCGAGAGUCGUGCUUGCUCUCAGACUAGCGGUAACCAAGGUUUUUUACAGAUUUGUUGAUGCCUGGGACCUUUUUUUACUCUUCGAGGUGUGAUAUGCAGUUUAUUUUAGUGAGUGAGCAUAUGGGGUUGUUAACACGUGUUUGUAGAGUCUUGAUUGUCCUGAAAAGAGAGGUGUACCGUGGCUUGUUGGAGUGACGGUACUAAGCACAGUUGGGCCGAAGUCGUACCAAUGAUGGUAUGGACAACAAAAUGGUCGCUGGCUAUUCCUUUGGCAUCUACAUGUAUCUGAUAUUGAUUCCUGUGUAAAAUUACUGAAAUUAAAAUUUCUGAUUGUUAAAAUUUAAGUUACUAUCCCGUUUAUUUAUUAUCCCGUUUUAGAGUUGAACGACUUCGUUAUCCAACUAGACGAGGAAGUUGAAGGCAUGCAGUCAACCAUCUUAACGCUUCAGCAUCAACUCAAAGACUGCAAACAGCAAUUGACUCAAUCACAAGAGAAAUUGCUUGUUUAUGAAGACAAACUAAAGACAAGUGAAGGUUUGCUUGCUGAAAUGCGCCAGCAAAAUUCACCGGUCAGUCUUAAGUCCGAGGAACAAGAGGAGCAUGCGCCAUCGCAAGCGCAAUUUCAGCAAGCGAAAGCGGAAGUAUGGACCAGCGGUGUUGAAUCUGGGACAGGCGGCGAGGAAGGCGAUAGGACAUCCCCCGCCUCGCAAAGCGAAGAGAGCGUUGAGGAAGAAAGGAUACUGCUUAGCGCUCCCGUCCCCGUUCCGGUUACUAGUACUUUUCCCACUAAACCUGUAGCGAGCGCGCCUUCGGCAUUCUCUAUCAGCCAGUUGCUCUCAUCCGACUCGAACCUUGGGAAGGAGAAAAAAGAGAAAAACUCUUUAGAAAACGGCAGUAGUGAACACAAAAUCCCACCGGCGUUAGAACCUUGUGCUGAAAUAACCGAAUCCCCUCUUAUCGCGGCCAUGGGUGUGGUGGAGAGAAUCGGGUGUGACUCGAACACUUACAAUGGGGAGGUGACGGGUUAAAGCAGCGCUUUCGUAAACCUUACCCCACCCUACACUCUUUAUCAUCUUCCCCCCGCAGCCAUAAUCCGUUGUGCAAUUUUGGAUACGGUUAAUCUACUUGCACGCCCGUGUGCGUAGAAGAAGCAGUGCUUUCUUAUAGGACGUUUUGGAUGUCUUAAAUUAUCAAUAAAGUACCC